CAAGGGUGUGUGCUCGGAGUCCGGGGAGGCAUGGCAUAACCGCGGGUGCUUGAUGUGCACCGACUUUGGGCUGUAUCAUGAGGCACCGUGGCACCCACCCCUUUCGCUCUCGCCGUUGGUGGUGUGUGUGCCAGGCCAAACGCGCAAAGUACAUACGCAACGAUCAUUACUCACUGCACGAAGUACUGCAUCCCGGAGAUCAUCGAGGCGGGAGGCGGCCAAGGUCUAGUAGUGGCUGCUCUGCCAGCCAGCUUUGUCGGUCAGUGAGGUGGAGUCAAUACCUACCGGCAUCUCGCCCUAGCCAAGUACUUGAGGCAGAUGUAGACGGUGGAAGAGGCCCUGGUGGGCGGGAGGACGAACCGACCGGCCCUGUCGAUGCCAGCUUCGGGCCUCGACCGACCACCACCACCACCACCACCUCCUCCUCCUCCUCCUCCUCUUCUUUACUCCUCUUCCUCGACCCAACUGGCCGGUUACCGCCAUAUCGCUUCUUCCGGGGAGCGCCUUCCUACUUUUCGCAUUGCGUCCCCGACCAUCUUCCUCAUUCUUCGACUUUGCUACUAAUCGCCUUCCCAUCGCAGCAGCGUUCAGCAGGCCUUCUUCCCACCAAGGUAGCUGUCGUUGCCAAACUCCCGUCCCCACCAUUGGGCAGUUCCCUCGUCUCCCACGGCUCGCCUCACGACCCUCGUCGCCGUAGCCGGCUCGGCGUCAAAUAGACACUCGCGUCGUCAUCUCUCGACCCAGACCUUGCCUUUACCUUUCGUGACGGCUGACGAAUCUCGUUUCAAACGACACUGAUCCCACGACGGCCCCGACCCCCAGCCAGUGUCGGACCCGGUCCACCGACUACUGCUGCCGCCGCCGUUCUGACGUCUUGCCGCCCCAUUCUAUCGUAGUGCGGUGCCACGACUUCUGGCGGUCUUUUCCACGACUUCUUGCUUUACCUGCAUCGCCGUCACACCAACAGCCGCCGACUGUCCGCCCCUCAUCAGCUCCGUGCAAGCUGCCUUGGCUGGGCGGUUCGACGCCAUCAUGAGCGACCCGACCUCGCACUCCCAGACCACCGAGCCACUCUCACAACACCCGCUCUCCUCCUCUUCCACCCCAGCCUCGCUCGCAACCCCGAACCCUAUCCCUCAAAUGUCCUCCCCGGCGCCAAUACUCCGCCCUGCCAUUCCCGGCACGAGGGGCGGCGGUGGACGGCCGCCCAGGCUAGGCCUCGCCAUCCCUCCCUCCCCGAACGUUAAGCCCGUCGGUAACCAGCCUGGGCAGCAGGCUGCCCCUCGGCCGCCGCUCCCGACGUUACAUCUAGCGACGCCCAUGGGCAGUCAAAUAACUCCAUAUGAACAACCCCCUAGAUCCCAAGGAACUCAGCCGGGUCACUCGGCAGACGGUGGAAGCGAGAGUAGUGCAGCCCACUCGAGGUCGGGAAGCUUCGGCCCCCUUGAUGGGAGGGCGAGCAACCCGACGUCAGCUGGGUCCCAGUACUCGGCACUGUCGUUUGCAUCCCAGUAUGGCAUCCCAGUCACGAGAGCACAAGGGACCCCGGAUCCUGUAUCCGCAGUGGGUUCAAUGUACUCGGAGAGAAGUGAAGGCGGCGUGGCCAUGGAGCGGGAUGGCAGCCUGCAAGGGCUGGAGGCUUUCGACCAGCUGAGCCUCGACCGGGCGAGAAACGCAGACGUCGAGGAGCUUGACGAUGAAGGAUGGAGGAUUGCGAGCAUGGAGAAGCGCAUCGUCGAAUUAGGAAAUCUGGGUGAGGGAGCGGGCGGUGCCGUCACCAAGUGCAUGCUCAACGGCGGAAAGACUGUCUUUGCCUUGAAGGUCAUCACUACGAACCCCGACCCAGACGUCAAGAAGCAAAUUGUUCGAGAGCUCGGCUUCAACAAGGAGUGUGCCUCGGAACACAUCUGCCGCUACUACGGAGCCUUUGUCGAUCCCUCUACUGCCACCAUAUCCAUCGCCAUGGAGUUUUGCGAGGGUGGGUCCCUGGACAGCAUCUACAAGGAAGUCAAGCGACUGGGUGGCCGGACAGGCGAAAAGGUUCUUGGCAAGAUCGCCGAGGGCGUCCUCAGCGGACUUACGUACCUCCACACGCGCCGCAUCAUCCACAGAGACAUCAAACCGUCCAACAUACUCCUCUGCCGGGACGGUGCUGUCAAGCUGUGCGAUUUCGGUGUAUCGGGCGAUUUCGGCACCAAGGGCGAGGCAAACACCUUCAUCGGCACCAGCUAUUACAUGGCGCCGGAACGUAUUACUGGCCAGUCCUACACCAUUACCUCUGAUGUAUGGUCCACCGGCGUCACACUGCUCGAGGUAGCGCAGCAUCGCUUCCCGUUCCCGGCUGAUGGAACGGAGAUGCAGCCUCGCGCCGGGCUCAUCGACCUCUUGACGUACAUUGUGCGUCAGCCCGUACCGAAACUGAAGGAUGAGCCCGAUAUGGAUGUGUACUGGAGCGACAACUUCAAAUAUUUCAUUGAGUGCUGGUAAGAUGCUUGUCCGCCGGUAUGCGAUCUUCCUUGCUAACAGACCCGCCUCAGCUUGGAGAAGCAGCCUCAUCGCAGAGCGAGCCCGUGGAAGAUGAUGGAGCAUCCAUGGAUGGUCGACAUGCGGGCAAAACGGGUCAACAUGGUCAAAUACCUGUCUUUCGUAUGGGGUUGGGACGAGACGCCUGCGGGAACGUGAUUGACCUGUUGGGGGGGGGGGGGGUCUCAUUGCAUGCCAUAGCAGCAACGGAACAAGGCGAGGCGCGUGCUGGCCACCGAUUAAACGGUCGAAUAGCAGCAUGGUACGGUCGCACUCUAUGUAAUGGCUAGACGAGCCAAGUGCAGAAGAAGGGAUAAGGUUGGCCGAGGUCGGUGCUGAAGAUAACGACUCGACUAAAUGGAAGGCCGGGGCGAGAAGUGGCCAUACGUCAUGUCCAUGUUCUUAAUUGACACGCAGCAUGCAGUUGCGUCGCAAAGGAUGAGUGCUACAGCAUCCCAGGAAAGUGCUGGGCUGAAUCGGAGUUUGUGAAGGGUCAUGCGUGCAAGGAACACAUGGUGCCUGUGCCUUUCUUUUCUAGGGCUUUCUCUUUCUCGUAUUACGAAGCUUAUAGCGUAUAGGAUUGGGCAUCAAAUGGUUGAGCUUGCUGAGGUCUAGUGGGGAC
This is a messenger RNA of Purpureocillium takamizusanense, 3145 nucleotides long. It is a transcript of the gene MKK1, whose product is annotated as Mitogen-activated protein kinase kinase. The coding region runs from base 1033 to 2487 and encodes 484 amino acids. The record is from RefSeq and is a predicted model, not a curated record. The transcript is spliced from 3 exons. Gene Ontology annotation, molecular function: protein kinase activity; ATP binding. NCBI's taxonomy places the organism in Eukaryota, Fungi, Ascomycota, Sordariomycetes, Hypocreales, Ophiocordycipitaceae. Gene Ontology annotation, biological process: protein phosphorylation.